Coregonus clupeaformis (lake whitefish) is the source of this 1575-nucleotide messenger RNA. Its product is annotated as DNA damage-regulated autophagy modulator protein 1-like. Gene Ontology annotation, cellular component: lysosome. The transcript has 7 exons. The coding region runs from base 206 to 922 and encodes 238 amino acids. Gene Ontology annotation, biological process: regulation of autophagy. The record is from RefSeq and is a predicted model, not a curated record. NCBI's taxonomy places the organism in Eukaryota, Metazoa, Chordata, Actinopteri, Salmoniformes, Salmonidae.
AAUAGCAGUUUACAGUAUAGUUUACAGUAAGAGAUGUCACUUUUUGGUGGAGGAUUACCCUAAUUAUACUCCUUCUUCAAAUCUCAACUCUGAGGAUUAUUGGCAGAGGGUUUUUACCUGUCAGUAUUCUGCAUCGUAUUACAUUUUUAUAAUUUGCACUAAGGUCGGUCUGUCUGCGUGGUAACUUUUCCUUAUUGCUGACAAUAUGUUUUGGUUCAUGGAGGGAAUAUGCUUUUUACCAACUUUUUUGGUCAUCUGGUCAUCCAGCACGUUUAUUGUUUCCUACCUAAUUGCAUUGUUCGAGCAUCAUGUGGAUGUUAUUUUCCCCUAUAUAAGUGACACUGGGGCUAAUCCCCCAGAGAGCUGUAUCUUUGGCUUGAUGACGGUUAUCACUGCAUUUGCAGGUAUGGCCACCAUAUAUGCCAGAUACAAGUUUGUGGAAAAGCUCAAUGAGAAGGCAGGUGGUGUGCCCCCAGCACUGAACCAGGCUGCUUUCUGGAUUGGAAUGCUUUCUUGUUUGGGGAUGUGUUUUGUUGCUACUUUCCAGGAGACAACGGUUACGUCAGUUCAUGAUGCAGGUGCAUUACUCUUCUUCUUUUCUGGUGUGUUGUACACCAUCCUCCAGUCCAUCAUAUCCUAUAAGGCCUACCCCUAUGGAUGUUCCUUGGCCUUGUUUGGUAUGCGCACUGGAAUUGCAACCAUCGCCUUCCUGGCAGUUUCCCCCACUGUUAUCUGUGCUGUCUUUGUGACACAAACCACACUGCAUAGAAAAACAGAAGACGAGGACUAUGUGUUCCAUCUGGUGAGUGCUGUGAGUGAGUGGAUCGUGGCCUUCAGCUUCAUCUUCUUCUUCUUAACCUAUAUCCACGACUUUAAAAAGUUUACUCUGAAGCUGAGAACAGAAUUUGUGGACUAUUCCUGACAAAACAUUGAUUUGAACCUUUAAAUCUGAAAAUUUACUAAAUCAAAUGUAUUACUUUUUUUUUGUUCGAUUCCCACGGGGGGCCAGUAUGAAAAUAAAUAAAUGUAUGCACUCACUAACUGUAAGUCGCUCUGGAUAAGAGCGUCUGCUAAAUGACUAAAAUGUAAAUGUAAAUGUUUUCUACUUUUAUAAGGCAAAUGUAUAUGAGAUUAUCUGAAUGGUAUGAUUUCUUUCUUUAUACUGUAUCCAUUGCAACAUAACUUCAAUCUUAAGGGUUAACCACAAAACAAACACAUCCUGUGACCAGCAAUUAGAAAAGUUGUUGGGUUAAGGAAAGAGUUAACCCAUUGUCAGUAUUGUGCAAGAAAAUCACAAGAUCAAGUUGAUCAGGGGCGCAACUUUGGUUUCAGAAUGUGGGGGGGACAUUUCCCCCCUGUCCCCAGUGAAGUUGCGGCACCUGAAGUUGAUAUAGAAAAUUAAUUUCACACAUCACCAGUUUAUGGAUAGAGGCUGUAUGUACACUUACCUACUCCAAGGUUAAUCGUUUUAUAUUACAAUGUACAUGUUUUUCUAGAUAGGUAUUUUGCUCAAGAAAAACUCAGGGUAUUGAGGAGGCAUAUCUAUACCAUUGUAAUAAAGUAAUUCAAAAUACA